CUGAUAAACGCCACGCGCCCCCUUCCAUCGAGAAACCCAACAAACUAAUUACCCUUUCUUAUCCUUUCCGACAAACUAGUGACAAAACAUUCAAUAAUAAUCUUCCCAAAUUCCCAAUUCACGUUUUACUCGUAUUGUUCGAUGGAAUCGAAAGAUGGGGUGGUGGAAAUAGACCGCCUGGAACGGGACUUAUUGCUGCCAGGCGCCGGUUCAAACAGUGGCUCUGAACCGCCUGACAAUCCUAAUGAAGAAGAAGAUGAACCAGUUCUCUACACAGCGUCGUUUAAGGAAGCCGAAGAGAAAUUCGUGAAAUACCAAACGGUUCAAUGGGUUUUGUACUCGUUGCUUUUGAUACUGGCAUGGGGCAUCGGUUUGUUCAUGUUGCUUUAUUUGCCGGUCCGGCGUUACAUUUUGCGGAAAGAUAUCCGGUUUCGUAAACUCUACAUCACUCCCAAUGCCAUUGUUUACAAAGUUAAAAGGCCGGUGCUGAUUCCCUUUUUGGGGGUUUUGAAGAAAGAGAAGUAUGUUCUACUACCUUCAGUUGCUGACGUUGUAAUAGAACAAGGAUAUUUACAGUCCCAAUUUGGUGUAUACUCUAUUAGAAUCGAAAACAUUGGUGUGAGAAGGCCCUCAAGUGACGAUGUUCAUAUCAAAGGAGUUGCUAACCCUCAUGAUUUCAGAAACGCUGUACUUACGCGCCUAUCUAGCAUGAGAGAGGAGGUUUUAUCUAGACAAGUUUCUGCUAUUGAAGAUGUUCCAACUUCGAGGAUUAGUCAUUCGCCAGUUCCUUUGAUGUCCCCUUCAAAACCUCCGAGGCCUGAUUCAUUAACAAUUUCCGGCGAGCUGGCAAUCUUGCAAAAACUAGAGGAGGUUGGCAGUUCAGUAAAGAGAGUUCAAACUUUAAUUGAAGAGCAGAACCCUCGAGCGUCAGAACCAGUGGAUUGAGAGACUGGAUGCAGGAAGCUAAUUGGAAAUGGCCUGUGAGUGAUCUGUUAGCAGAAGGAUGCUCUGUUUAAUUUCUGCCACAAAUCUAUGUAAUAUGAUCUUCCCAUGUGUGUCUCAAAUUCAAACUGCAUGAUGGUUGGCAUCAUCUCUUUUUUUAUUGUUGUAAAUAGAGAGGUUAAUAAACAAUCUGUUCGUAUACAAUCAUGCUUUUAUGCCACGCUAAGGUGAAGGUUUGACCAGUUCCUUCAUAUGUUGUGUUUAAGCAGCAAAAGGCUCAGCAACCAUCCCGGGUUUGUGACAUAGUUACUUGAUGUAAGGAUUUUACUAGAACCAACUUCUUGGAUAUAUACUUUGCGGGAAAAGGCAUUGACUUUAAUAAUGUUUUGGCUUAAUUUUACAACAUGAUUUAGUUCUGACAAUGUGGUGCCAUAUCAGCUAAGCUGGAUCUUGAAUUGCUCAACUUCUGAAGCUAUUACUGAGCUCCAUCAAUCUCUUGGGUAGAGGAGAUAUGUUUUCUUGUGUCUUCUUCAAUAGUAAGUGGACUGCUAAGCUUAAAUGGAAGAAAAGACACCAAACCUACUUUAUGUGUUUUGUUGACUAACUUUACUUUUGUGAUGGAGGAUGGUGCUUUGUUUCUGCGAAAGAAUUUUCUUUAUUAAGCAAAUGCAUCUUGUUAGUGCAGACGCUGAUACUUCAGCUUGCUGCUACUUUAUUUUCCUAUUAUGUCACACAAGCGAGUUUUA
Molecule: messenger RNA, 1688 nt
Organism: Olea europaea var. sylvestris
Lineage: Eukaryota; Viridiplantae; Streptophyta; Magnoliopsida; Lamiales; Oleaceae
Exons: 7
Coding region: 142-945 (267 amino acids)
Source: RefSeq, a predicted model, not a curated record